CCAUUCUCCUCCUCACAGGGACCUCUCCACUUGUAAUCAUUAAUGAACCAUCCCUGUAAUGGAGGAGUGACUGUACAGUCUGGAUAUCGCUCAGAGCUGCCUUGGGAAACCAGAAGCUGCUGAAAAUGUCGAGCAGGUAUCACAAAGCAGCGGCCGAUGGCAACUUGGACCUCUUGAAAGAAGCCACUAGGAAAGACCUCAACACUUCAGACGAAGAUGGGAUGACACCCACCCUUCUGGCAGCUUACCAUGGGUAUCUGGAGGCUCUGGAAAUCAUAUGCCGGAGGGGAGGAGACCCGGACAAGUGUGACAUCUGGGGGAACACGCCUCUCCACCACGCUGCCUGCAAUGGCCACCUCCACUGUGUCUCUUUUUUGAUCAACUUUGGUGCCAACAUCUUUGCUCUGGACAAUGACCUCCGCACUCCCCUGGAGGUGGCUGCCAGCAGGGACCGCAAGGAGUGCGUCCAGAUCCUGGACAAAGCCGCCAUCGAGCAGAUCAUGAUGAACCCCAAGAAGGCUGAGAAACAAAAAGCACAGGCCCAGAGGAACGUUGAGAAACAAAUCAAGGAGUGUGAGAAGCGCCAAGAGAAACACCAGCAUGAGAUGAACCGGAAUUAUAUGAAAGAAAAGGCUGGCACAGUGACUUCUUCCAGAGGAACGCACUCCAGAGUAAAGCUGCCCGGUCUAUUUGCUUCGAAUACCACAGGUACUUUUUCCAAAAACCUGAAAGAUACCUUGAAACUGAAGGCAAAAAAGAUAGCUGGCAGCACAAGAAGCCAGGAAACACAAAGAAAUGACCAAGAGGAUGAUACAGGUCAGAGAAAUGUGAUGCAUUUGUUUGAUGAGAAAGAGGAGGAGGAGUUACUGAACGACCCUGAUGAGAAAAACGUUGCUGAUAGUGACAGUCAGCUCUCCAUUUUUCAGCGGCCGGGUCUCGGCAAGAUUGUGUUUGGAAGGAAUUUGGCUGCAGAUGUAAAUCCUGGAACUGUGUCUUCCGAGAAAGAAGGUGUCAGCUUUACAAUGUCCAGGGAGCUCUUUCAGUAUGAAAAUGCUGAGAAUGGCAGGGAAGGUGAUGCUGAAAAUGGUGCUGAUAUCCCUUGGAAUGAGGAAGAAGUCAUUUGGGAUGACGAGGAAGCAGAGAACACACCCCUUGAAGUGUUUCUGGCAUCACAGAUGCUGGAUGAGUUUCUUCCAGUCUUCAUGAGGGAAAAAAUUGAUUUAGAUGCCCUGAUGCUAUGUUCAGAUGAAGAUCUACAGAGCAUUCAGAUGGAGCUUGGGCCAAGAAAGAAAGUCCUGAAUGCUGUGAAUAAAAGAAAACAGGCACUCAAGAACCCUGGAAAAACUGUAGAUACUUGCUUAUAAAUUAUCACCCCUGUUGCUGUAACCUGCACACUGAUUCUCUUUACAAAGAGCAUGCAAUUCCUUUCAGAUGUCUGCUAAAGCAAAGGGCAGAGAGGUUACCAAUUGCUUUAGAAAGUACAGCAGGGACAAAGAUUUUUCUCUCUGCAUAGAUGGCUGUGGUGAACAGGAUAUUAAUUAAGCACAUUCUGUCAAAAAGAAAGAAUGUGAAGGCAAAAACCCAAAAAGCUUUUUCUCCCUGAACUGUUUAUGAGGUUUGGAUUUCUUUUGGUCCAGAUAAUUUAAAAUAUCAAUGAAGGCAAGCCAUGCUACAUUCCUUUAUAAAGCCCUUCCUUUUUUCUCCAAAACCACAAUGCAAAGACCAUUCUCAGAGCUUGAGAGCUUUGAGUUUUCUCCAUUCACUUCUGUUCUGAUCACUACAAACCACUCUUCCUAGUACUGAUGAUAUGUUAGAAAUAGCAUCUGAACCUUGAUUUCAGCUGUGGUUUAUUGACAGUAAUCACCUCUGAAUGAAUGUAAAUAAGAUUAAUUUGCAGCAAGUUUCAUAUUUUUGACUAGUAAAGUUUUUACUACUGUACUGAUAAUAAUUUAAAAAUACAUGAAGUAUCUUGCAAA
This is a messenger RNA of Manacus vitellinus (golden-collared manakin), 1976 nucleotides long. It is a transcript of the gene ANKS4B, whose product is annotated as ankyrin repeat and sterile alpha motif domain containing 4B. Gene Ontology annotation, biological process: brush border assembly. The coding region runs from base 126 to 1364 and encodes 412 amino acids. Lineage: Eukaryota; Metazoa; Chordata; Aves; Passeriformes; Pipridae. Gene Ontology annotation, molecular function: protein binding. The record is from RefSeq and is a predicted model, not a curated record. The transcript has 2 exons.